AUGUGCUCCGCCUCUUGCGAUACGGUGUGUCGCCUGCGUUGCGCCGGUGUCGAUUUGCAAGAUCAGGAGUUAUCGCAGCUGACACAACCAACAUGCAUUCCGCCAUGUAUGCCAGCUUGUCUUAUCACCUGUACCAAUCCAGAAAUUACUGCACCAACCGAUAUGUCACCUUCCACCACCGCCGCCACCACUACCCCACCACCUCCCAUCAUCAUCACCACUACCCCACGACCUCUCACAAUCACCACUACUACUCCUUCAUACCCAACACUACCAACGCCCCCAGUUACCGGACAGCAAACCACUUGCAUCCCGACAUGUAUGCCGACAUGUUCCCAGGAGUGUAUACAAUCAGUUAUGUUUAUUCCCAAUAUUGCACCCUCCACAUCAGCACCACUACAGAUAAAUAUUAACCUCAUACUAUGUCCUCCGGCCUGUCAACCUUCAUGUGAAACAGAAUGUAUUCAGGCACAUAGAACCUCUCAACAGGUGCCGGCUCCAAGCUCUGCAGUUCCUAAUGUUGGACAGUGCAUCCCAGUGUGUCUUCCCGAAUGCCUACAAUCAUGUAUACAAGCACAGACGCUUACAGCACAAUCCUCAGCUACUUCUUCAUAUAUAUCCACUCCACAUUCUGCAUUCACCCAAACCCCUGGAUUACUUCCAGCUCCAUCAGUGUCUAUGCCGAAAGUUCUCUCGCUUCAGUGUACUCCUGCCUGCCAACCAGCCUGUGAACUGAGCUGUAUCCAAGCGCAGCAACCUGCUGCAUCGCCAACAUCUGCUCCAGUACAACAACAGUGUAUACAACCCUGUAUGCCAGCUUGUCAACCUAGUUGCACGAUGCAAUUCCAAAUCUCGCAGACUUCAGCACCCACUCAGGUGACUGCUGCUCCAAUGCCAACAGCUGCUCCAACAACACAAGCACAGUGUAUCCCUAUAUGUCAACCUGCCUGUGAACCUCAAUGUAUACAA
Messenger RNA from Strongylus vulgaris, 969 nucleotides. Lineage: Eukaryota; Metazoa; Nematoda; Chromadorea; Rhabditida; Strongylidae. The record is from the annotation of a GenBank genome assembly.